Pangasianodon hypophthalmus (striped catfish) is the source of this 11869-nucleotide messenger RNA. It is a transcript of the gene nlgn3a, whose product is annotated as neuroligin 3a. The record is from RefSeq and is a predicted model, not a curated record. Gene Ontology annotation, cellular component: synapse; cell surface; postsynaptic specialization membrane. NCBI's taxonomy places the organism in Eukaryota, Metazoa, Chordata, Actinopteri, Siluriformes, Pangasiidae. The transcript is spliced from 8 exons. Gene Ontology annotation, biological process: neuron cell-cell adhesion; modulation of chemical synaptic transmission; postsynaptic membrane assembly. Gene Ontology annotation, molecular function: neurexin family protein binding; signaling receptor activity. The coding region runs from base 522 to 3068 and encodes 848 amino acids.
GGCGCGUGUCCGUGCGGCGCAGCGCGCUCCCGUGAAGACCGCGCGGGGAGAGAGACUUCAAGAACGAGCAAGGAAACGGAACACGGAGAGAGAGAGAGAGAGAGAGAGAGAAAAAAUCACGAAAUGCGCCCGGAGGGUAAAUGAAGGAUGUUUCCUUCCUUCGGAAAAACGACCUUAUGAAUUUGUGUGAGGUGUCGUAAGGGGGGAAUCUUAAAGAACUGCGUAGGAUUACGUGUUAGUAGUGCAAUAGAGCCGGGUAUUUUUUUGGGGGAAAGAAAAUAUCAGGAAUGGAGGCUUUCAUAAUAGUUCACCAAAGCAGGACAGAAGAUUUGACACGAGGACUAGACAGCGAAUAAACACCCAGUUCUGAACAGGAAUAAAGAACGCGUGUUUUUUACAUUUUUUUAAGCCACGUAGCCCCUCCUUCGUGGCCGAUGACAAGAAUACGAGUUGAGGGCCUGAAGGACGGAGGCACGUGCUGAGGGAAAGUGUUUGUCGGCAUCUUUGUGUUCUCACAGACCAUGUGGCCAACAGCGCAGAGGAAUCGGCUUUCAGUGGUUUGGCCUGGAUGCCAUGCCACCGGGCCGUGGAUAUGGUUAUUUUGCUCAGUUUUGGCAUUGGCAUGGGCGCAGAGCUACUACCCCACAGUGAACACAAAUUAUGGGAAGCUACGCGGUAUGCGUGUUCCACUUCCCAGUGAGAUCCUGGGCCCCGUGGACCAGUACUUGGGCGUGCCUUACGCCGCACCACCCGUGGCUGAGAAGCGGUUCCUGCCCCCUGAGCCGCCCUCAUCAUGGUCAGGCAUUAAGAAUGCCACACAUUUUGCGCCCGUAUGCCCACAAAACAUCCACAACGCCGUGCCUGAGAUCAUGAUGCCCAUCUGGUUCACUUUUAACUUGGAUAUAGUCGCCACGUAUAUACAGGAGCAAAAUGAGGAUUGUUUGUACCUCAACAUAUAUGUGCCAACCGAAGAUGUCAAAAGAAUAUCCAAGGAAUGUGCCAGAAAACCCAACAAGAAAAUAUGUAGAAAAGGAGGGUCCCAUGCUAAAAAACAGGGUGAAGAUUUAGCAGAUAAUGACGGCGAUGAAGAUGAAGACAUACGAGACACUGGCGCCAAACCUGUGAUGGUCUACAUUCACGGAGGCUCCUACAUGGAGGGCACAGGGAACAUGAUCGACGGCAGCGUGUUGGCCAGCUACGGCAAUGUCAUCGUCAUCACGCUCAACUUCCGGGUCGGCGUCUUAGGCUUCCUGAGCACGGGUGACCAGGCCGCUAAAGGUAAUUAUGGCCUCCUGGAUCAGAUCCAGGCCUUACGCUGGAUCAGCGAGAACAUUGGCUACUUCGGUGGUGAUUCUAACCGGAUCACAGUCUUCGGAUCAGGCAUCGGUGCCUCUUGUGUGAGCCUGCUAACUCUGUCCCAUCACUCAGAAGGUCUGUUCCAUCGCGCCAUCAUCCAGAGCGGCUCAGCGCUAUCCAGCUGGGCUGUCAACUACCAGCCUGUGAAAUAUACGCGUCUGCUCGCAGAGAAGGUUGGCUGUAAUGUGCUGGAUACCAUGGACAUGGUGCACUGUCUGCGGAAGAAGAACGCCCGUGAGCUAGUAGAGCAGGACAUCCAGCCUGCACGCUACCAUGUGGCCUUCGGGCCAGUGAUUGAUGGUGAUGUGAUCCCCGAUGACCCAGAGAUCCUCAUGGAGCAGGGCGAGUUCCUCAAUUAUGACAUUAUGCUGGGCGUGAACCAGGGUGAGGGCCUGCGCUUUGUGGAAAAUGUAGUGGACUCUGAAGACGGCGUCUCAGGCAACGACUUCGACUUCUCUGUCUCUGACUUUGUAGACAGCCUAUAUGGCUACCCAGAGGGGAAGGACACCCUGAGGGAGACUAUAAAGUUUAUGUACACGGACUGGGCUGACCGAGACAACCCAGAAACACGCCGCAAGACGCUCGUCGCACUCUUUACUGACCAUCAGUGGGUGGAACCAUCGGUGGUGACGGCUGACCUGCACGCUCGCUAUGGCUCGCCCACCUAUUUCUAUGCCUUCUAUCACCACUGCCAGAGUUUGAUGAAACCCGCCUGGUCAGACGCGGCACAUGGAGACGAAGUACCAUAUGUCUUUGGUAUCCCCAUGAUCGGGCCUACUGACCUGUUCCCCUGCAACUUCUCUAAGAAUGAUGUCAUGCUCAGUGCUGUGGUUAUGACCUACUGGACUAACUUCGCCAAGACUGGAGACCCCAACAAGCCGGUGCCCCAGGACACCAAGUUCAUCCACACAAAAGCCAACCGCUUUGAGGAAGUGGCCUGGUCCAAAUACAACCCUCAGGACCAGCUGUACCUGCACAUCGGGUUGAAGCCACGUGUUCGUGACCACUACCGUGCUACUAAGGUGGCCUUCUGGAAGCAUCUGGUGCCACACCUGUAUAACCUGCAUGACAUGUUCCACUACACGUCAACCACUACACGAGUGCCACCCCCUGAGACCACUCAGAACUCACUGGCCACCAAGCGGCCCAAUGGCAAGGCCUGGCCUUUCAACACCAAGCGGCCACCUAUGUCACCAGCUUACAACAGCGAUAGUGGCACAGAACGGCGGAACAGCGCAGAUAAUGAUGAGACCGGGCCAUUGCUCGUCGAGAAUGCACGUGACUAUUCAACCGAGUUGAGUGUCACCAUCGCUGUGGGUGCGUCUCUGCUCUUUCUCAACGUGCUCGCCUUCGCUGCACUUUACUACCGCAAGGACAAGCGCCGACAGGAGCAGCGGCCACAAGGCAGCCCACCUCGUACAAACGCCAACGCCAAUGUCAAUGGCACCAGUGUCGAGGAUGAGAUUGCGUCACUGCAAGUGAAUCAGUGUGACGCCACACCAGCUGGAGAGGCACUGCCGCUCACCGCGCUUCCCGACUACGCGCUGACUCUGCGCCGUUCUCCUGAUGACAUCCCUCUCAUGACGCCCAACACCAUCACCAUGAUCCCCAACUCGCUGGUGCCCAUGCCCAACCUGCACCCAUAUAACACCUUCACAGCCGGCUUUGGCACAGCUGGUCUGGCCCACUCACACUCCACCACCCGUGUAUAGCUUUAAGGAGGGUGCAGAAGAGUAUUGGGUUUUGUACGAAUAUCACAGUUAUGGAAGAGAAAAAAAAAAAGAAAGAUUUUGAAUAGACACUUUGUCACAGGCAGUUGCUUUCUGAACGUCGAUUCGAUUUGGUUGUGAACUACUCCAUGUUCCCUUCCAAUUGGACGAGCAAUUCGAGCAGUAUUUUUUUCUAAUAAUCAUUUUAAAAAUGGGGGGACAACCUUUUUAAGAAGACUGGGCAGUUAUUGGCAACACUUUUUUUGAAUAAUUAACAAAAAUGAAGAAAAGUGCUUUUUAUUUCCCAUUUCGUUCUCGUGUGGGAAACCCAUUUCAAAACAAUGGCCUCUCAGAUGACAUCUGCAUAAUAUAUGUUGCUUUUUUCUCAUCAAUGCCUUACACGAGAGCUUGAUUUUUAGUUUCGUCCUUUUUAUCUUUCAGUGACAUGAGCGUGCCUGGAACUUAUUUCGCCUGAACGAUUGGAUUCAUGAAAAAUAAGAAAGAGACAUAUUGAAAAUGUGUAGAGAAUUGAAGCAAUCCAGACCAGCUUUUUCAGUUGCAUAUACUCAUACAUGGUUUUACCUUUUUUCCUUAUUUCCAAUAAUAAUAAUUUGUCUGAUCCCGACUCUGUCAUGAGACAAGACUGAAGAUACAGACUUUACUGUGAGUGUUUUGUUAAGAGAAAAUUGCAUAUUUUAUGACAAAAUGAACUAUCUUCAUGAAAUGCACACUUACACACAACUGCGCGUCUGUAUGUGUGCGUAUGUGUGUGUGCGUGUGUGUGUGCGUGUGUGCGCGUGUGUGUGUGUGCACAUUUACCCUAUUUUUUGUUGAACAUUGUGUCUUUGGGGUGGGACAAGGAGGGCUUCUUUACCAUGUUGAUGAUUUUCACCAGUAGUGUUUGAGCUGCGCCUCUGCAAAAUAGCACUUUUUGUUCAUUUAAAAAAGUUAUAUAUGUCUAAUUUUGCUUAAGAAUUACAAAAAUAAAUAUAUUAUUUUACAUGUAAAAGAAAAAAAUAGCUUAAUAUUCAACUGAACUAACUGACAUGAAUCCACUGACUUUGUAAGGUUCCUCCCAGCAGGAGAUGGUGGCCUGUUUACACUGAAUAACAUUAGUUCAGUGUAGACCUGUGUUUCUUUAAAUAUAUAUAUAUAUAUAUAUAUAAAUAUGGGCAUACAUACAUAUAUGUAUAGGGCUUUUAUGAAGAUUAUACUCCCAUUGAUCUCAACAUAUUAAUGACCAUUACUACUAGAUUAAAAGCAUCAAUAUCCAGAAAAAUUAGUGUUUGUACUAGUCAAAUUCUCAACAUUAUAACAUAAUCCCAGGCCACACCAAUUGUCUUUUUAACAGCUCUAUAUGUAUAUUUAUGUAUAAAUAUAUUUAAUAUUUAUUUAUGUAUACCAGAUGUAUACAUGCUGAUUGUGCCAUGUGCCAAAUUAAAUCAUAAAACUGGAGAAGACAUGUUGCAAAAACACAUUAUUUCUCAUCCAGGCUUCCUCUGAUUUAUUCUACUCAAUUUCAUUGCAUCAGAUUGUGUUAGUUUCUGGUCAAACUGUCAAAACAACCUGUUUAUACCGUCAAAUGCUGUUCUCCCUCCCAUACCAAAAGAGAGGAAAACAUCCUGGCAGCUCUGGCAGCCAAGAUCAAAGGAAAAGAAGGAAGGAAGUCAGUGGUCCAAAGACAGGAAUUUGUAUUAAAGGCACGCAUGUUUGAGUCAGUGGUUUUAACCAAUUUGAGCUCAUUGAUAGUCAUUUGUGGAGAUGUGGGGCAAACACGGUACUAUACUGCAGAGCAAGUUACAGAAAUCAAGCUGAGCAUGGGCUUCUCAGUCAAUAAAAUACUUGUGUUUGUACACCUUAAUCAACAGCCUCCUGCUCUUAAUCACAAUAACUCUUGAACUUUCUUCUUAAAUGCCUUGUACUAAAGAUUAGUGGAUAAAUUUGGCCACAAAGUUAGAUCAGACAUGUUCACCAUCUCUCCGCCAAGUCUCCACUCCUCACCAUCUCCAUUCGGGUAUGCACUGUAAUCUCUUAUUGUACAGGACUACUUUUAUUUUAUGUUAACUAAAAGAUACAAAAAAAAAAAAACUCUUGAGAAUGCUGAGAAAUGGUGGAAAAAUACUGCCCAAUUAGCCUUGUGGACUGCAGCAAAAAAAUUGUGAGCCAUCGAAGCUUGGAGUUUGUAGUUGGUGAGUAAAUUAGUGAAACUCCUAAGGAAGAUCCUUGAAUAGAAGUCAACACUGAAAAAGAGGAACCAACCCUCUUCUGGGUGGUGACUAGAUUAGAGAGCAAGAUUUACUACUCGGACUGUUCAAAUUCUUUUAAUGAGCAGAAAGUUCAUAUAAAGUCCACAAUGUGAAGCUUUGGCAUCAUUUCUUUUGACCAACUGAGUCAUGGCAGGUGGCCAAUUAGAAUGUAGCUCUCCUUCAGGAUCCUCACAACAUGGGGAUUAGAUGCUUCGUCUCAUUUGAAUACCUUCAAGCAAGCAGCAGUUGGUCAGAGCAUGGAGGUCAAAUACUUCCUAGAAUAAAUAUCAUACGCUGCGUGAUCAUCUUUAGAAUUAAAUAUUUCAGAUUAGAAGCAUUGGAACAGUGGGGAUCCCUGCUGAACAGAAACUAAUUGCAGAUUUUGCUUUAUUCUUUAUGUAUGUUUAUCUAUAAUUGGUUGGUUAAUAAUUUUACUCUUGGCGUUGAGCUCUCUGUUCAGGUUCAUUUGUUUAAAAUAACCAGUAUGUCAUUUAUGCUAUGGUUAUUUUUAGGUCCCAGCUGUAAUAGCCACAUUAAGCUUCACAAAGUCUGCCAGUGCUACUCCCUGCUGCAUAGCACACUCUAUUCAAACAGCUCCCUGCUGAUACAAUGACCUGUUUGCACACAUGAGUUAUUGCACUUCAUACAGCAACAGUGUGAGUGGGUGUCAUUGGAUCUAUUUAUUUGUGGUAGUGUAUAUUGUUGUUAAGAGAAUGUAGUGACACAAAGAGCAUCACCAAUUUCAUAUGAAACUCUGGUUCACAGCAAGACACAGCUCAGAGGGUUUUUUUUCUGCACAGGAGCAGCAUGUGAAAACAGAAUAUUAAUAGAGUGCAAAAUUUGGGCAGACCAUGACAUAGACUACAUUUACAUGCACAUCAAAUUCCGUUUAAGGUCCAUAUUCUGAAUACGAUAUUUAUAUGCAUAUAGGCAUCGGAAUAUUCCUGUAUACAUGGCUGCUGUAAGUAUUCCGAUCUACACAUGCGCUUUUCCUUUCCCGCUGUUAUUUCCCGGCAGAUUUGAGAUGCUGCCAAUGGUUAUAGAGUAUGGUCAGUUCUUAGUUUUAUUACUACUUUUUCACAUUAAUUUAAUUAGGACUGAGCAUGUGCAUAUAUCUCCUUUCAGUGGAUUUUCUGAAUAAGGUGUUUACAUGCAACAAAUUUUAAAAUUAAAACAGGCAUAUUCCAGGGGUGGGAAUGAGAAUUUGGGGAAUCAGAAUAUUGUCUUAAUCUGAAUCAGGCAAUCGGCGUUUACAUGACUCAAUACUAAUUAGAAUAUUGUCAAAUUCCAAUUAAUAUUGGAAUAUUGAUGUGCAGGUAAAUGUAGGCGUAGACUCUGAGGAAGGCAGGACACCCCCCUCAACUCUAGGCAAUGGCAGCUUGCCUAAAGGUUUGAUCGAAAAGGGUUUGAGCGAAUUUGAUGAAGCAUCUAAUCCCCACAUUGUGAGCUGUAGCUCACUGUGCUACCCUGGAGGACUAGGCAGAACUGUGAAACUGGAUGUUUUUCUAGCAUGAUUGUUGUCAAGGCAGUUGCACUGGCAUGCUCUCAAAGCUAUAUCAAAACAAUUUCUCAUCUCUUUGUCUCUGACAUAACACUGUUUCAUUACUGAGCUGUUCAUUAUUACCUCCAUUUUCUUUGCAUUUUGUUUUGCUUUGACCCCAAGCUUUAAAAUGGAUUCUUUUAGGAAUUUUCCUUGUCUUAGCAGAUUAAUAACCAAACUCUUGGUAACUGAUUGAAGUGAAGUGAUAUUUUCUACUCUACUAAUCUGUGUAGCAUCUUCUGUACUAUUUUCAAUCAAAACGAAACCUCAUCAUUUGUUAGUGCAUCAUUUUUUUAAAGUGUAAAAACAGUGGUUUGGUUAAGAAGAGACUCAAGUUGUUCUCAUCAUUAUGUUGCAGUUAUGUGCAUUUAUGUGUAAUAGAUAUUUUCUUUGCAAUACACUGGUGGCAAUCCACUUAAUCAUGCAAUUUACUAUUUAUUGUCUCGGUAUCUCUUCAUCCUGUUUGAAAGUAAUGAGGAAAGAAAGGUGGCCGGGUAAAUGCCAAAUGAAUUAUGAUGAUCAGACACUAAGAUAUAAACAGGAAAUAUGAGCUCUUGGGACAACUAGUGAAGUCUAGUGCAUACAAAGAGAAAUGUUAAUCAACUAAAUACGUUUAAUAUACUAAGAACUCAUUGCAGUGAAGCAUACACACACACACACACACACACACACACACUUACAUUCCUAUUACAGUAAUACCAUCAUAUACACUGCAGUCCUUAAGCAAUGGACUCUCAAAUUUAGUACAAUGAAUUUGAACAUUUUCAAAUGUGUCUGGGAACAUCUCUACAUCACCAGUCUUAUUAAAAAAUGUCAGAAUCUAUGAAUAUAUUACUAUUUGAAAAUGGCCCCAUGUCCGCAUGCCAUCUCAAAUAUCCAGCUGCCUGGCUAACUCCACACUAUGAGCAAAAACUUUGAUCCUCACUAAAACUAGGGCACAGCUUGUAUAGGUAAAGGUUUCAAAUUUAAAAGGUUGAUAAUCUCUGUUUUAAAAGGAAAUAACAAUGUGUUAAGUAAUAUGCAGGGGUGGAAAAUGAGAAUGCACUGAGAGCUCAACUAAAAGUGGAAGUAUCCAGCUAACAAAAUAAAAACCUUGCUAAGUUUAAAUGCAUUAACAAGUAAAAUGUAAGUGUGGUUAACUGAUGAAAUUAAGUUUACUUAUCUAAAACUGUUAGAAGAUUAUUUUUGUUUUAAAGCAACUAUACAGUUUUUCCUGAAAACAUCAUUCAGUCUGUGUAGGUUUGCUGGUCAUAUGCAUGACUAGCACUCUGGAGUUUGCUAAUGAAUUAAUCAGAAGUAAAAUUCAUGUAUAACCAAUAACAAUAUUUACAUUAUCGUUGCUAGUCUACCUUGGCAUUAGCAAAGAAAACAGACUAACUUAGUUACAUAUAGCAAUUUAGCUAAUUUGUUAGCAAAUUAGUGAAACCUACCUCAACAUGUUUUUUCAAACUAACCUUCUAGGGAGGCAAAGGAGACACCUCAUUUUACACAAGUUACUCAUUUGCUUAGUCCAGCAGAGGUAGUGCCAGGGGUGUUCAUCAUAAAGUACCACACUUAUGGCUUAUCUUCAAAUGCAGACGGAUAGCUCUUGCCCUAUGGAUAUUGUGUAGCAUGAGAAGGUCACCACAGAUAACAAAUUAACAUGAUUUGUGAUAUUUUUUUUCUAAUAUCACUUGAUCAACUUGGUUGGAAGCUAACCAUAAAGCUAUUCCAGGUCAGAGUAAAGUAAAACAGCCAUAAAAUUAUUCUAGUCCCGAAAGUGCAAUGUUAUUAAGUGGCCAUUAUGUGAGAGCCAUACUCAGUGUUGUGCUACGUAGUGAGGACGUAAUAUCAAAAUUGUGCACAUCAUCAUUCAGACCUCAAAUAUAACUACUGGCAACGUUUUAUUAACUUGACAAAUCAAAAUAGUCAAUUAAAAGCAUGAUAAAAUAGCCUAUAUCCCAAGCACACAUUACAAUUUCAUAAUCCGUAUUUAGUAUCUUGUGGCUUCAUUAAGUUACGCACAAUUAUCUAUUGGCACACAAUAUAACAAAAUUAAAUUCAAAAUGAUCAGAUGUGCUGGAUCAAAUGCUAUUUUAGUUGAUGAAUAAUAAGGGUAGAAGCCUUACUGUUAAAUAAAACCAAACUUGCUGUGACUGGUAAUAUCGGCAAUACACUAGACUCCUAUUAAAUAUUUAUUUCAAUGUGUGCUGUCUUCUCAUUCAUACAUCAUCCGAUUAUUGUUUUAUAUUUUUAAUUUUUAAACUCUCUUGCUUUUAUAUUACAACAUAUUACAUUUGACAACAAAGAAAAAACACUACCUGCUCAUUCAGUCCGUAUUUUCUAUCCCUGAAUUUUUCAAGCUUAAAAGCAAGUGCUUGUGUUUAGGCACUACUGAAAACCCCGUCUCAGAUGCUUCUACACAAAGGAAAUCUAGUAAAACGAAACAAAAGAAAUUUAAGCACAUGCAGAAGACUACUCUUAAUGUGGAUAACUUUCCUCACAAUAUUGAUGUAACUUUUGGACAUAUACUAUAUUGCCAAGUACCCGGUAACCGUUUCUGGAGAAAACCCCCAAAGCAUGGGGAGAACAUGCACAAAUUGCAUAUUCAUAUAUAUUUAUCAUUCCUGACAUUGUUCUAAAUACAAAAAUAAUAAUUAAACAAUGUGUUAUUCAGCACAGGUUAUGUGAUGGUUUAAAUUUACUUAAAGACAAGCCUGAAGGCAAAAUGUUCCUGGAACAAAACGGAUGAAUGUAUUAUACGCCUGACAGAACAUCACUAAUGAAGAUAUCCAGUGUCUGAUUAUGUGUAUGGGUCAGAGACUACAGGCAGCUCUUGCCUGCAAAGAACUGGCAGACAAGUACCAAGCAUAACAAUGUUUUUCAAGAGUGUUAAGUUAAUUUGUCCAUUUAUCCCCUGAAACGGGAGACUGUGUGUAAAAACGAUUGUGAUUUUUAAAUGGUUCAUCUAUUGACGUAUAUAAUCUCAGUUUAAAGCUGCAAUUUAUCCUCAUAGUCAUAGUUACAUUUCAAAUAUAUUGCAUUGGACUACAGAGCCACAACAACAAAAAGUGUUUAUUGUGUAAUUACUUGUGGAUUGCACUGUAUUUCACUGUAUGUGUCAGUUUGUUUGUUUUUUUUUUCAGGAUACUUACAUAUGUUUGGAUCUCACAGGGUUUUCGUAUGGCAUAUAACCAUAUGACAAGGACUUGCACUAAGCUUGAUAAUACUAUGUGUUCAUUGUCGUCGUAAAUGUUAAGUAUUCAUUAUUCAUUCUACAUGGGUUUCCUUGAGACUAUCCUAUUAAAUAAAGAAGAAAAAUGAGGUCUCUGCAUACCAUUUCCCAGAUCUGCUACUGUUCCUUUUUUAUGUUCCAGUAAGAUAUUACACCCAGUGGAGGAAUCAAUCAGCAUAGAGUGCAUUUGGACUACAUAUAUUUUCUGUUCCUCCAGAUCCCGACAGAUAUUUAGACACACAGAGAUUCCAAUAUUCUCUGUCUGUAUAGAGGAAAGCAGAUAAGGAAGCUUGUAUUUAUAUGCUGAAUGCAUCCAUAAUCAUGCAUCAGAAAUGAAAUAUCUACUCAUCUGUGAUGUUUUCAUUGUGCAGACUGGAGAAAAUACACCUUAAUUUGCAUGAUUCAGAUCCUUUCCAUGCUGGUGUUCAAUUCCUCAUUUUAUGCAGUGAGAACAUGUUUAAACUGAAAUGCCGCUGCUUCAGCAUGGUGCAAAAAUGCUUUUAGGUAAAUGUUGUCCUUGUAAAAAAAAAAAAAAAAAAAAACCUGUGACAUUGAUACUUCUAUGUGGGUGUAUCAGGCCAGUGUCCAGCCUUCAAAUUUAAUACAACCAUCCUGUGUAUUGCAUGCCAACCUGAACGGCUUGCAGCCUGAAGAGAUGGAUAAUAAAGACACUUUGUUUGGACAAUCUAGCACUAGGCAGCCAAGAGGAGGCAAUAAGAAAUCUAGUGCUUCGGUAUUAAUUAGGCGCGCGACCGUUUUCUGCAUGAUAAAACAAUAACAAAGCUGCUUGGACUGGAUUGUGCUGUAGCGUGGUGCAGUGCUCCUUAAGGGACAUUGAGCCCAGCUGCUGCAUUGACUGGAACAGUAAUGAUUCUGUCUAGGUGAUGGAUGGCCUGAAGAAGCCUAAGGAGUGAGACAAACAUCUAACAAGCAUGCAGAGCUUGCUCUCUCUCUCUCUCUCUCUCUCUCUCUCUCUAUUCUCAGCUAAUUCCCUGGAGUCUCUCAUCAACUUCCAAUCUUUCUCUUAAAGAUAAUUAGCUGUGGCUUUGCAUUCACAAGGCCACGUUCCACCUUGAAUGGGCUAUCAGGCACCAAGUGGAGAUAUACGCUAAUUGCACGUGCCACAUUGUGCACAUUAAAGAGGUCUAACUGCAGGCAUGCCAUAAAGCAAGGAAAGCUAACGACACAGCUGAAUCGCAUUAACCUUACCUACUGUAGGUAAUGACCCAGAUGCAGCUACUGCACCGUAAAGGAACAAUAAAUGCAUUCUAUAAUAUCAUUGCAUUUUAUGCUGUGGGGGACAAUAAUUGUAAAACCAAGCACCAACUAUCAAAGAGAAGGUGGUAAAAUGAUAGUAUAGCUCCAGCAAUGUAGCAAAGGUCUUUACAGUAUAUAAACUGUGUAUAUGGCCUUUUUCUCAAAAAAGACUAGUGUAGUUAAUAUGUUCUCACUUUCCCUUAUUUAUGUUGCAUUUUGUGUAUGGGAGGGGUAUUGAUGGAUGGUUGUCUUUGGGCUCAUGCAUCAUCCUAUUUAAACUAAGACUGCAUUUUAUCUGUGUGAAGACAAACUGAAACAUUCGUGCCUUUGGGAGUGGAGAACUUUUUUUAUUGAUGAACAGACAUUGAAGAAACUAAGUCUGCCACUAUUAGUUUAUUCAAAGAAAAGUGAAAUUCAAGAUUACAGUAAACAUCCCCUUAUAGGCUUUUCGAAAGGUCUUCUCUCGGUAAGGAGCUGAUUUUUAUAGGAUGUUAUAUAUUUAGUGCUAUAUGUGAAUGGGAUGAAAAUGGCAUUGCUCUGAUUGCUG